Psilocybe cubensis is the source of this 357-nucleotide messenger RNA. RefSeq lists its product as uncharacterized. The transcript is spliced from 3 exons. NCBI's taxonomy places the organism in Eukaryota, Fungi, Basidiomycota, Agaricomycetes, Agaricales, Agrocybaceae. Bases 1 to 357 code for a protein of 118 amino acids. The record is from RefSeq and is a predicted model, not a curated record.
AUGCCUCUUUUUGGAACUCGUACUCGUCGUACUAAUUACACCACUACUACUUCACGACCGGCUCGUCGUGGGCUCUUUGGUGGUACCCGCCGUACCGCUCAUACCGGCACCGUUCGCCCUGCUCGGCGUGGCUUCUUCAGUCGAAGACCAGACAAAGACCGUGUUGCAGGUGGAUACAAGGUAGCUCUUGCCAAUCCUAACACGACACAUAGCGGGAGAAAGCAUGCUAAGCGCGAACUGAGAGCAAUGGGACGCGACACGCAUGUACCGUUCAUGACCAAAGUCAAGCGAACACUGGGAAUCCGUUCCACCCCUAGUAGAAGACGAACAACCUUGACCAAACGCACCGUUAUAUAA